AUGGCAGCAGGAGAAGCAAGAGCAGUGUGGCAAAGAAAAGUUAGCCGUUACUUAGUCCAAGAAGACGCUAAAAGAGCUCCCAAGUUCACCUCUUCCCAUUCUUCUUCUUCUUCUUCAACCAAACAGGUUCAAGAAGAUUCUGUCUCUUCUCCUCCUUCUGUUGUUCAUCCUCAGAACCAAUCACCUUGUGCACCUUUCAUGCCUCUGUUUCAGCCAAACCAGAGGGCCCAAGUGAAGACGCCAAUGGAGGCGGGGUUGAUAAACAUGAACUGGGAGCAAAGUCUUUCAAGACUGAAAGCUUUCAAGAAUGAAUCCUCUGAGAAACAUUUCGAUCCCACCUCUCCAUGGAAUCCUCUCUCGAGUGAGAAAGCUGGACCCUGGUGGCGAACUACAGACAAAGAUGAGAUAGCUUCCUUGGUUGCACAAAGGUCUCUACACUUUGUUGAGAAUUGUGAUCUACCGACACCACAGAAGAUGAAACGCUCUUAUUAUCAUGGUAGUAGUCCACACGAGCACUGGCCAAGCAGCCGCAAGAAGAGAACCGAGGAGGCUUCCUCUGAGUCCGAUUUGAGCAAAUCAGAGCUGCUAGAAGCCCUGAGGCGUUCUCAGACAAGAGCUAGGGAAGCUGAAAACAUGGCUAAAGAAGCAUGCGCAGAGAAAGCGUAA
Brassica oleracea var. oleracea is the source of this 666-nucleotide messenger RNA. RefSeq lists its product as uncharacterized. The record is from RefSeq and is a predicted model, not a curated record. The coding region runs from base 1 to 666 and encodes 221 amino acids. The transcript is spliced from 2 exons. NCBI's taxonomy places the organism in Eukaryota, Viridiplantae, Streptophyta, Magnoliopsida, Brassicales, Brassicaceae.